UCUAGUCUUUAAUGACUUUUAAAUGUCUGUAGGUUUGUAUUAAGCUUUGUGUUGUCCUUAGCACUGAUUUUUGGGUAUUGCCUGUGCCUGCAGAGAACAUCUCCUGUGAUGCUUUUGGGGUGUCAGAGCUGAUCUAGGUGCAGCUAGGUGAGGGGGAAGGUGGAGACCCUGGAUUCAGGUCAGUCCGUGGUAUAGAGAGUGCCUGCCUUCUGUGGAGGCAAAAGCUGCCCUUUGCUUCCUGCUACUUCUGCACUGUACUGUACCAGUGCUCAACUGGCUCAGUUGGCAGCUAGUCCAUAGAUGCCUCUGUACCUUUGUCAGCAGGUCUAAAGGAGUUGUGCUGUUCCCAGGUUUCUGGGAUGUGAGGAUGAGGCCACUAAGGCAGUUUCAUUCCAAGUAAUACUACCACAGGAGUGUCUGUGGUGUCUUGGGGAAACAGUCUCUCCAGAAAUGCUUGUAUUCUGCACCCCUGUCACAGUAGGUCUGAGAUACUUAUGUCUCCUACUGGGAGGUGUUUUGUCUAGCUGAGCCCAGAGGAACCUAAGGUAUCUCUGCUCCUGCCCGGGGAUGGCCUGGGCCCACAGCCAUGUACCCCAUGGCAGAACCUGUUGUUUCUGAGUUGUCCUUCCCUCUCUGGUCCACGUUGGUAGUCACUGAGAUGUGCUGUCUGCGAUCUGACCCAUGGGAAGUGAAAUAUCUCAGGCCAGUUUCAGCCAGUCGGGGGCAGUGAAUCUCUGCGUUCAUACUGGAAAAUGUACUUGCCCAAAGUGCUGUUGCUAAUCUAUGUCGUGGACUCGGCUGAUCAUGCCCGACUGCCUGUGGCAAAACAGCUGCUUCAUCAACUGAUCCAGAACAACUCCACCCUGCCGGUGGUGGUUCUGGCCAACAAGCAGGACCUUGAAGGCGCAUAUUGCAUCGCCGAUAUCCAUGAUGCUCUGGCACUGUAUGAUACUGGGGACAACAGGAAGGUGUUCUUGAUUGGUACCCAUGUGGCAGAAGAUGGCUCCGAGAUCUCCUCCAACAUGAAGGAUGCCAAGGAGCUGAUAGCGCAACUGGUUUUGGAAGCACAGUGACAGCUCUUUUCCUACAAUGCGAUCUGUGCAGCUGAGGGAGACAGAGUGUUAGUGUAUGGUCAGUUUGUCAUGCGGCAACUGAAAUGUACAGGUAUCUUUUCCUUCCGAGUGUGGGAUUCCCCUGAAAACGGUGUCUAGUUGGUAACAAAAUCUAAUUUGUAUUGGUUUGAAAAUACAUUUGAGAAGUAAGUCUAAUAUUUAGCGUAUUUGUAGGGGAAAAUUAGUCUCCCACAUAGCAGAGUUAAGAGGAUGUGUAGCUUAGGUGGGCUGAGCUGGCUUCUUGCCAGGUGGGAAUCAAACGUCCACUCCAGUGGAACAAGGUUGCAUCCAUUGAAUUUAGCCUGGCUUGAUGUCUCAGGUUUAAACUGAAACGUGUACUCCUCAGGUUUUACAGGACCCUGUUACCAGUGGUGUUCUGUUGAAAACCAGACCUCACUUCUUGACACUGUCAGAAAUUUAAAGUACUGCAGUUAGUAUCUUUGACAGUUUUUGUUGUUGCUGUGUUGGAGCCAGCCUUUAAGGGAGUGGUAGAUUAGUAAUCUCUGGAAAUUGCGUUGGUUAUUGUUUCUUUAGUAGGUAAGAACAAGAAGACAAUCGCAGUAAGACAUUAAGCGUUUCUUUGCCUGCAGGGAAAAACCAGAAUGGUGUCAUUUAAGGUGGUAACUGGAAGCAUUUAAGUUAAAUUGGCACCAAAGGUGGGACUCCUCCAUCGGGCUGAGUGGUUUGUUUCAGUUUAGUCCGGGUUGUCCUCAAGCAAGCAGUCUUAUGUGUGAAAAACCGGUUGAUUUUUGGAAGCGAUUUGUGUUAACACAAGCAGGAGAGGAAGGGUACCCGAUGAGUGUCACUCUCCCAUUGUCCUUGGCAUUACAUCCCAGGAAUGCGAUCCAGGAGCAAGUUCUGUAACGGGCCUGUUGCGCGGCUACAUUUACUGUAUGAAUGUUGUGUAGUUUCAUCCUUUGGAACAGAUGCAUAAAGCAGAAAGCGUCACCCAAA
This is a messenger RNA of Neopsephotus bourkii (Bourke's parrot), 2066 nucleotides long. It is a transcript of the gene ARL9, whose product is annotated as ADP ribosylation factor like GTPase 9. The record is from RefSeq and is a predicted model, not a curated record. Gene Ontology annotation, molecular function: GTPase activity; GTP binding. Lineage: Eukaryota; Metazoa; Chordata; Aves; Psittaciformes; Psittacidae. The transcript has 3 exons. Bases 753 to 1073 code for a protein of 106 amino acids.